This is a messenger RNA of Lotus japonicus, 1673 nucleotides long. RefSeq names its product nudix hydrolase 8-like. NCBI's taxonomy places the organism in Eukaryota, Viridiplantae, Streptophyta, Magnoliopsida, Fabales, Fabaceae. Gene Ontology annotation, molecular function: ADP-ribose diphosphatase activity; NADH pyrophosphatase activity; NAD binding. The record is from RefSeq and is a predicted model, not a curated record. The transcript has 9 exons. The coding region runs from base 385 to 1473 and encodes 362 amino acids.
UUUUGAUUUUGUUCUAUUUCCAGUUGAUAUUUUUGUCAUGAUCACACAUCGUUCAUUAUACACCACUAGUUUACGGGUCACUCAUUGGAUUGUUAAGCUUCUUAGCAUAGCAUGAUGAAUCAUCGCUUUAACAUGACCAAGACCUGGACCAUGAUGAUGUUUCUAAGUUUCUUUCUUUACUCAUAGUUCGAUACCUGCUAAGAAAGCCUUGAUUUCAGUGAAGAUUCGAUUCUCUGGUGUAUAUGUAAUAAUAUAUUCAGUCCUCAACGUGAUUUCAUUGGACUGUGGAGUUGUGGCUAACCGUGCAAGUGUUAGUAGUACGAGGAAAGAUAAGAUUCGAGAACCAAUUCUGCAGACAUUGAUCCAAACAGACGACACUCUUAGAUGGAGUUGAAAACCUUCUCAUCCAUUUCAGUGUCUACAUUUGAAGUUGGAAGAUCUUCCUCCACUUCUCUGUCCAGUUUCAGGCUCAAAUUUGGAGUUCAAUUUUCUCCCCACUUUAAGUGCCACAGAGGGUUGUUUCUCAGGACUUGUUGUGCCUCGGAUGAGACUUAUUAUUUGGCAGAUAGAGCUGCUGCCAUUAGUUCAGCUUCUGCAGAAGCAAGUUCUCACUAUGUUAAUGGAGUAAAUGGCUCAAGUUCUUCAAGUUUCUAUUACAGAAAUCUUAGAGAGCUUCAUGCCUUUGAUGAUGAGUAUGGGGGAGUUAUCAUUGACCCACAUAGGUUACCAUCUGACCCCUAUUCCUUUGCACAAGUGCUAGGUUUAUCUCUUUAUCAGUGGAAAAAGAUGGGAAAGAAGGGAAUUUGGCUUAAGCUGCCAUUAGAAAAAUCUGACCUGGUUCCAAUUGCUGUGAAGGAAGGUUUUCAAUAUCACCAUGCUGAGCCAGGAUAUGUGAUGUUAACUUAUUGGAUUCCAGAAGGACCUUGCAUGCUUCCAUCGAAUGCGUCACAUCUAGUAGGAGUUGGAGGAUUUGUCAUCAAUGACAACAAUGAAGUGCUUGUAGUGCAAGAGAAACACUGUUCUCCAUCAAAUCUUGGCCUUUGGAAGAUGCCAACUGGAUUCAUUCAUGAGGCAGAGGAGAUAUAUGCAGGAGUUGUAAGAGAAGUGAAGGAAGAAACAGGGAUUGAAACUGAAUUUAUUGAAGUCAUAGCAUUCAGGCACGCGCAUAACGUGGCUUUUGAGAAAUCAGAUUUGUUCUUCAUCUGCAUGCUUAGACCCCUGUCAUCUAAAAUCAUUAUUGAUGAUCAUGAAAUUGAAGCUGCAAAGUGGAUGCCCCUGGUUGAGUUUGUAAAGCAACCACUCAUCCAAGAAGAUUCCAUGUUCAAGAAGAUCGUAGACAUCUUCGUUGCACGUCUCGGGAUGCGUUAUUGCGGCCUAUCAACUCAUCAGACAUUGUCCAAGUUUGAUGGAACAACAUCUUCCUUGUACUACAAUGUCAUGGAUAAUGAAAAUAUCAACUGUGUUGGAAAUUGAAGUGAAACCUCAAACAAGCACAGCACUUCGAAACAGAUAUAUCCCCCAUAUAAAAUGUAACAUAUAGUUGCAAUUUAAUUUCCAGAUGUAUAUAAAUAUUUUCAAUAACAACGUUCCUAAGGAACAUGUGUAGUGUGUUGACUGUGUUCCCUUACUUUUAUAGCUGAAAUAAAAAGUUAGCAUGUAUAUUUCAAGGUUAA